AUGGGCGCUGUUUACAGCCCAGGAAGCUCCAGGUCUCCAAUCAGCAACCUGUACCCUAAAUCGCAGCAAGUUACAACAGGGAAUUCCAUCUCCACAACCAUCAUGACCAAGCCAGACACAGCCCGCUUGAUGGAAAUGUACAUGAGCCAGCCCCUCAAUAUGUAUUGUCGAUUUCAUCCACUUCGAUGGACCGCGAGUGAGACUUCCAGUCGUGGUAUGAACCGCAUCGCAUCGAGGAGCAUGAUCGUGACGGUAGCUGGCACCGGACUCAUGUGCGGGGUUACUCGAAAGCGCAGUCGGUGUGAGGGGAGGCGAACCUGCCAAGGCCAGAAAGACGGGAUUGGAAUUGUCGGAGUAUGGUAG
Molecule: messenger RNA, 363 nt
Organism: Podospora bellae-mahoneyi
Lineage: Eukaryota; Fungi; Ascomycota; Sordariomycetes; Sordariales; Podosporaceae
Exons: 1
Coding region: 1-363 (120 amino acids)
Source: RefSeq, a predicted model, not a curated record